This is a messenger RNA of Striga hermonthica, 985 nucleotides long. NCBI's taxonomy places the organism in Eukaryota, Viridiplantae, Streptophyta, Magnoliopsida, Lamiales, Orobanchaceae. The record is from the annotation of a GenBank genome assembly.
GGCCACCGGUGAGAAUGAUGUGCAGUUCAAAGUAUUGUAUUGUGGGAUUUGCCAUUCGGACAUUCACAUGCUCAAGAAUGAGUGGGGUUUCAGUCAGUAUCCCAUGGUGCCCGGGCACGAAAUUGUUGGGGAGGUGACCGAAAUUGGCAGCAAGGUGAAAAAGGUGAAAGUCGGAGACAAAGUGGGUGUCGGCUGCCUAGUAAGAUCCUGCAGGGAAUGUGACCAAUGCACGGCCGACCUUGAAAAUUACUGCCCGAAACUAGUCCUCACUUACGGCUCAUUUGAUAUCGAUGGAUCCUUCACCCACGGAGGCUACUCCAACAUCAUGGUUGCCGACGAGCAUUUUAUCCUCCGCUGGCCUGAAAACCUGCCUCUCGACAAGGGGGCCCCACUUCUUUGCGCGGGCAUCACAACCUACAGCCCGCUUAAGUACUUCGGGCUCGACAAGCCCGGGAUGAGUAUCGGGGUUGCCGGGCUCGGUGGGCUCGGUCACGUGGCUGUGAAGUUUGCCAAGGCCUUUGGGGCUACGGUCACGGUUAUAAGCACAUCCGAGAGUAAGAAGAAGGAGGCCCUCGAGAAUCUUGGUGCAGAUAAGUUUCUGGUCAGCCGUGACCCGGAGCAGAUGUCGGCUGUGGCCGGGACAUUGGAUGGUAUAAUUGAUACGAUAUCCGCAAAUCACUCGCUUGUGCCGUUUCUAAAUCUGGUGAAGCCUCACGGGAAGGUCGUCUUGGUUGGUGCUCCCGAAAAACCGCUGGAGCUCCCAGCUUUUCCUAUCAUUGCAGGGAGGAAAUCCGUGAUGGGGAGUGCGAAUGGAGGACUGAAGGAGACGCAAGAGAUGCUCGAUUUUGCUGCGAAGCACGGCAUAGCAGCGGAUGUUGAGCUCAUCUCAGCCGAUUACGUGAACAAGGCAAUCGAGCGUCUCCUGAAGGCCGAUGUUAAGUAUCGAUUUGUGAUCGAGGUUGGGAAAACCAUGAAACCCGAGUGA